CUCCCUCUUAUCUCCUGAUAAAAUAUAUUGGAGUCACUCUGCACAUGCUCAGUUUGGCGUAUAUUGCUAAAGAGGUUUUCUUUUUUUUUUCUUGGGAGGGUACAUGUGAUCUGCACAGGGCCAAUCAACACUGUCCAGACAGGGGCCAGGGGUUCUGCAUCCUCCUAGAGCAAAAUGAAAACUCCUCCUGCAAGCUUUAACCAGUGCUCUGCUGAACACUGAUAGAAGUCACAAGACUGAUCUAACUGCUGAAGAGAAAAGGUAUUUAGCAGUUUAUAUUUACUAAAAUAAUUGCACUUCCAUGUUGUGUGUACUGUGGGAGACCAGAUAUAGUGAAUGCAGGGUCCUGGGAGACCAGAUAUAG
Molecule: messenger RNA, 364 nt
Organism: Staurois parvus
Lineage: Eukaryota; Metazoa; Chordata; Amphibia; Anura; Ranidae
Source: the annotation of a GenBank genome assembly